AUGACCGCUUUGUCGUCAAUUCUUCGACCGCUGCAGCGUCCGGCCUCCCUGCCCAGCCUCGAAACAUUCGCAGCUCACCUUCGCCUGCCUGCACUCGUCAGACCCGCCGCCUCUAAUCCUCACUCGUGGGCAGCUGUAGAGAAAUGGAGCCAUGUCGAUGAGAAGGGCAGAGAGACGCUGCAGGGAAUGAGAGUCGACGAGAUGGAGGAAUCCAUAAUCGAGGUUGAGGUGGGACAGAGAGGCAGAGGAUACCUGGAUCAAGGCAGCUGGGAGAAGGUCAAGAUGCCCUUCGGCACCUUCCUCGACGCCUUUAUCGCCGGCAGCAUCCCUUCCCUUACCAGCAGCACCACAGACCUGAUAGGCUAUGUGGCGCAGCAAGAUCUCCUUGCCCUCUCACCCACCCUCGCCAAGCAAUGUCCCUCACUUCCUCACACCACUGUGGGGCCUCGAGGCGAUCAGGAGCAGUGGCGCACAAACACCUGGGUCGGCCCCAGGGGCACCUUUACACCGAUCCAUCGCGACCCAUACGAGAACAUCUUCGUUCAAGUGGUGGGAAAGAAGAGGUUUCACGUCUUCCCUCCGGCAGCGCAGCCCUAUCUCUACCUCGAGAAGGGAGGCAGGCAACAAAAUACCAGUACGGUGCCUACAGAGAACUACUUGCUACGCGGCGUUGACGAGGGGCAGAGACAGAAAGACUUUCCGCUCCUGAACGAAGCGGCUAAGCAAGCUGAGGCUGCCAAUGUUACGCUGGAGCCUGGGGAUGCCCUCUUUCUGCCCCGUGGAUGGUUCCACUGCGUCGCUAGCCUCACGACAAGCGCGAGUGUGAACUUUUGGUUCAGAUGA
This is a messenger RNA of Jaminaea rosea, 843 nucleotides long. RefSeq names its product Clavaminate synthase-like protein. The transcript is spliced from 2 exons. The coding region runs from base 1 to 843 and encodes 280 amino acids. Gene Ontology annotation, molecular function: 2-oxoglutarate-dependent dioxygenase activity. Lineage: Eukaryota; Fungi; Basidiomycota; Exobasidiomycetes; Microstromatales. The record is from RefSeq and is a predicted model, not a curated record.